AUGCUAGAUAUCGCUACAACAAUCCUCGAUCAGCUCCAGAGGAUAGUCGGGCCCAGCUCGACACUUAAUAAACCACCAAAGCCUCCCACAAACGCGACAUUCUCUCUUCCUCCGCAACCAACUAAGGAAACACCCAAAAUCAUCAAGAAGAUAACCCGAACCCAACAUUCAAUUCUGACUUGUCGGAAUUGUAAGGGAGACGUACUCCGACUCAAGAAGAAGAACCAGAAGUUGCGCGCAAACAUCGAGACGCACAAGGACAACAUCAAGGCCAUUAAAGACGGCAUGCCCAACAAGAAGACCCCCAACAAGAUGCUUCAAAAGGUGAAGGAACUCGCCAACUGCGUCGAGCGCCAGAAUGCUCGCAAGGUAAACACACAUCAGAAGUUGCUUACAACCAGUCUCACUAACGAUCGGCAGUUAACCUCGCAAGCGAUGCUCGAGGUCCUAGAGAACGACGUCGAAGCCUGCGAUGUUGACUUCCAAGCCACUGCUGGUCCCCUGUGGACCGAGCUUGGAGAGCUGUGCAAGGCCGCGGAGAAGAACGACAAGGCUACAACCGAGAUCGGUUUCAGACAGCUCUUCCUGAGAUUCCCGAGCUGGCAUGUUGGUCAACCCAUCGCCGUGCUUCCGCCAGACUUCAAACGGAGGAACCCGCUCAGGGUGCGACCUUUCCAAGAUUUCGAUGACGCCGCCGGACCGCCCUUCAAUGCCCGAAACAGGCUCGUGAACAUGGUCCAUGAGACUGGAGGGUUUAACCCAACGUGGAGGAGAAAGAAGGUUGAGGAAUACAUCGCCCCUCAAGAAGAUGACGAACAGAAGCCUUCGAAGAGGAAGCGAAAGAACAAGAACAAGAAGACGAAGGAAGCAAAAGACGUGAGUCCCGCACUUCUGGAAAGUCAGUAUGACUUGCUGUGGAAUCUUAUACAGGAAGGGAUCCGGGUUGGAGCAGAUGAUCACACAACGGAGUCGGGGUCGGGUUUUGCAACACCAUCGGAGCUUACCAAUGCGAAAGAGCCCAUCGUUCUCGACGCACAUCAACGCCAUGCUAUCCACAGGGUCCUCGAGAGAUUGAAGGCAGGCCAUCAUGGAACCAUUGUGGCAUACGGCAUGGGUAUUGGCAAGACGCUGGUAGCUACAGGAUUGUACGCCGUCUUGAAGCGAGACUUCGCCAUGCAUCGGCUUGAUUGGCCCUUGCUUGACAAGACGACUUUGGACGAAGGGCAUGAUGCGCAUGACUUCGACCCCAAGACGAGCAUACAGGGAGGAUUCCUGAUCGUUGUUCCAGUCGAUCUCAUUCCCCAAUGGGAGAAGGAGCUCAAGGUGCACUUGGAAAACCCUCCAAGUGUCAUUGUAUACCAUGGACACCAGUCAUGGCACCACUCCACUGCGCAUACUGCAUACGAGCUUGCCGCAGUCGAUGUGGUAAUAACAUCCUAUGAGACGUUACGGUCAGAUUACGAAGAUGCCAUGGCCGCUGCAGCGUCGCACGAAGACUUCUUCAAGACACCGGUUCUCGCACGUUCCCCCACCAUGGUCAUAUACUGGAGGGGCCAAAUCUUAGACGAGGCACAUAAGAUCGCAAACGACAAGACUGGUGUCAACAAGGCUGUAAAUCGCGUUCGAGCGUUGAUGCGUCUGCCACUUACGGGUACGCCAUUCCUCAACGAUUACACAGAUAUCCAGUCCCAGCUGUCGCUGAUCAAGCUCGCGCCCUGCGACGAUCCGAACUUUUUCGCUUCUCUUUUCCUGUUACAUUCUGCGGCCAACCCAUUCGUAUACCGCACGUUGUCGGGCAAACUCAACAGCGUGUUCUCUCUGGUACUCAAGUUAUACUCUCUCCAGCUAGAUCACGGAAACAUUUUUGAUGGCGAGACGGUUGCUUCCGAGAUCGAUGCGGAAUAUGUUCGACAUGACCACGAAUUGGAAAGCUGGGAGAGAGACGCGCAAGAGAACGUUAACCAACCGUGGCUUCCAAGGUUGGGACCUGGGAGCCGGGCGAGGGUGAGCGGCAAUAGCGGCGAAGAUAUUCUCAAGCUCAUCAUCUUCGCCAGAGUAGCGGCUGUGCACCCCGAAUAUGCUGACACGGGUCACGGAGAGAACGGAAUUGUCAAGGUCGAUUAUCAGGAACUCGACGAUGGUGCAGUAGAAGGCCUCCCCCUGGGCGAGAUUUCGAAGUUGCAGGUGCUCAAGCGUGGCGUGGGUCAAUGCGGCAAUGACGUCAUGGCUAGCGGACCUUGCGACGCGUUCGUUUUGAUCACGCACUCUCUCCAACUCUACCUAAGUAUCUUACAGUCCAGGUUUCGUUCAAACUAG
Molecule: messenger RNA, 2316 nt
Organism: Alternaria ethzedia
Lineage: Eukaryota; Fungi; Ascomycota; Dothideomycetes; Pleosporales; Pleosporaceae
Exons: 2
Coding region: 1-2316 (771 amino acids)
Molecular function (GO): ATP-dependent chromatin remodeler activity; ATP binding
Source: RefSeq, a predicted model, not a curated record